AUGGCGGUUGAUAUUGUCCGGUUCACAGUGUCUUCAUUUGUUUUAAUUAUGUGCCUGUUGAAGCUUACAACAAAUUAUGCAGAAGGAUUUAAGGAGCACUCACGAGCUCAGUACUAUAUUUUUAUCAUCGGCAUUUACAUUUGGGAGGUCGUUCUUGUUAUAAUACCUUCUACUCGAAUCUUCCCAAGAAUACGAAGGCACCUCACAGCUUCAGGAGGCAAAUACGAUGUCUUCUUGAGUUUCAGAGGCCCCGACAUUCGCCUAACCUUCAACGAUCACCUAUACACCAAUCUUGACAGCGCAGGAGUUCGCACCUUUCGUGACAACAACGAGCUUCGCAAAGGAGUAGAGUUCGGCCCUGAACUCCUCAAAGCAAUCACAAAGUCUAGAAUCUCCUUCCCAAUAUUCACCAAGGGUUAUGCUUCCAGUAAAUGGUGCCUCCGUGAGCUUGCUCAGAUGGUGAAGUGCAAGGGACAAUUGAUUCUGCCCAUCUUCUAUGACGUCCAACCAUCUGCGAUUCGGCAUCAAUCUGGGGAUAGUGAUGCUGGGAGAACUUACGAGGAGGCCUUCCGUGAGCACGAGAGCCAUUCCGAUGGAAAAACUGUUACAGAAUGGAGGGAGGCAAUGACAAAGAUUGGAGAACUCGAUGGUUGGGAAGUCAAGAAAGAAGCCGACGGGCAUCAAGGACAACUAAUAAAGAUGAUUGUUCAAAGAGUGUUGAUUGAGUUAAAGAGGAACGACAUGCUUCUUGCAGACACUCUUAAAUGGUACCCAGACAUUGCUGAUGCUAAUAGUGGAAUCAAUGCUAUUCAAAACCGAUUUCGUGGGACGAAAGUUCUCACUGUGCUUGAUGAUUUGAAUGAGAAGUCUCAAUUUGAUUGGCUUGUGAGAAACCUUGAUUGGUUCGGUCUAGGAACUAGGAUCAUAGUUACAACUAGAGACAAGAAAGUCCUAAUUGAUCUGGGAGCUAACCCUUAUGAACCCCCAGAUAUGAACCUUGUGCAAUCUGUCGAACUUCUUAGCUUUCAUGCUUUCAGAAUGAAGUUUCCUCCAAUAGGCUAUGAGAAGAUCUCUAAUGAUAUUGCAUCGACUACAGGAGGGCUUCCUCUAGCUCUGGAGGUUAUAGGUUCAUUUUUGUUUGGCAAGAACGACAUACAAAUCUGGGAAGAGACAUUGAAGAAGUUGAAGAUAAUGCCAGACGAUAAAGUCCAAAAAGCUUUGAGAAUAAGUUAUGAUGGGUUGAACCCUGAGCAACAAAAAAUAUUUCUUGAUAUUGCAUGUCUUUUUAUUGGAAUGGAUAAAACAUAUCCAUUUUACAUGUGGGAUGAUUGUGACUAUUUCCGAAAGAGGGAAAUUGAUGUUCUCUAUCUCUUGUCUCUGGUAAAAAUAGAAAAUGAUAACUUGUCGAGGAUGCAUCUUAGAGAUUUUGGUAGAGAAAUGGUCGGUCAAAAAGAUGAUAUAAAUCCAAGAGGACGUAGCAGAUUGUGGAAUCAAGCCGAAGCAAAAAAUGGAACUGAAAAAGUUGAAGUGCUAAAUCUUCAUGAUAUUAGAAAAAAGUCUCCAAGUCAUCCUGACAGUAGAGACAUGUCUGAACCUUGCUUCACACCGAAAACAUUCAAGAAACUAUCUUAUCUUAGGUAUCUCUGUGUAGAGGGCGCAGAAUUUGUUGGGGAUUUUAAGCAUUGUCUGUCACGGUUAAGAUGGUUUUGCUGGAAAGAUUGCCCUUCCAAUUUUGAAGCAACCAAUUUUCAUAUGAAGAAUUUAGUCAUUCUUGAUCUAUCAUCUAGUUUGGGCCCAUCAGAAGAGUGGAAUGGUUGGAGUCAAAUCAUGAUGUCAAAUAAAUUGAAAGUUUUAAAUCUCUCAAAUUGUGGGUUGAGGAGGACUCCCAACUUUUCAACCUAUACAACUUUAGAGAUAUUGAAUCUCAUGAACUGUGGAGCAUUGGAUGAAAUUGAUCCAUCCAUUGGUACUUUGAAGAAUCUGGAAGUGCUCAGUCUUAACUAUACAGCGAUAAGGAGCUUGCCUGAUGGGUUAGGGGCGUUAGAGAAACUGGAAGUUCUGGAUGCCUCAUUUUGUCGUAAUUUGAGGGGUGACAUUCCUAGUUGUAUUGGGAGAUUAUCAUAUUUGAGAGAAUUGAGGCUUUCUCGAACCAAAAUUCAAAGCCUACCAACAAACAUUUGUGAUCUCCUUUGCCUCCAAACCCUCGACUUAGAUGACUGCGAUAAUCUCCAAGCACUGCCAGACCCGCCCUCAAGUUUAGAAAUUCUGAAUGUCACUUCGCUCUUGGAUAGAAACUUUAGUGUUAUCCCUAAUCUUGCAAAUCUAGUUAAUCUACAGGAACUGCGGUUUUCUUGGAGCAUUAGCACCCUACCCAAACAGAUUGACGCCCUUUCUCAGCUCAAAAUCCUCACUAUACGAGCAUGUAGAAAUCUUCAAUGUAUAUUGGGUUUACCUCUCAAUCUGGUUGAAUUAUAUAUUGGGUAUUGUGGGUUAUUAGAAAACUUGCCGGAUCUGUCAAAUUUUAAAUUUUUGUUGAAAUUGGAGUUUGAGAGAUGCUGGAAGCUGACAGAGAUUCAGGAGCUUGGAAAAUUACAAUCAUUGACUAGUUUGAAAAUAGAUGAGUGUUUGAAUCUGACAGAGAUUCAAGGAGUUGGAAAUCUAGAAUCGCUAUCAAGCUUAAAUAUAUCUCGGUGCAAUGAAGUAACUGAACUUGAUUUGCUUGAAUGUGUGGCAUCUGUAGCGAUGAGUGUGCUCAAAUACUUCAAAAUUAAACCACAUCGGUCUAACUUAAACAAGUUAAAAAGAUUAGAAGUUUUUAAUUGCACGAAUCUCAACAAGAUCCAAGGUCUAGAUAGACUUGUAUCAUUGGAAUAUUUGGAUGUGGGGUGUUGCGGAUCCAUAGUAAGAUUACCCAAUCUGUCAAACUUUAAAAUGUUGAGACGCUUGGAAAUUAGUGGGUGCAGCAAUUUACGUGAAAUUGAGGGCCUUGAGAACUUGGAAGCGUUGGAGAAAGUGGGCAUGUGGAGUUGCUCAUCGCUGGAAGAAGUACGGUAUCGGCCAAGCACAGAUAUUGAGUUGCUUUACCAACACGGAAUAUUAAAGAUAGGUGGAUGA
Molecule: messenger RNA, 3114 nt
Organism: Cornus florida
Lineage: Eukaryota; Viridiplantae; Streptophyta; Magnoliopsida; Cornales; Cornaceae
Product: disease resistance protein L6-like
Exons: 5
Coding region: 1-3114 (1037 amino acids)
Biological process (GO): signal transduction; defense response
Molecular function (GO): ADP binding
Source: RefSeq, a predicted model, not a curated record